UCAGCUUGGGUAACCGCUAUCGCAGUGGGCGUAUCAGAGAUAUUUGGAAUGAUUCCCGCCAUCCUUGGUAACCGCUUUGGAUUUGCCAAUGUCAUCAUGCUUGGUGGAGUGAUAUGCGCAGUUGGAAUGUUUACCUCGUCGUUUGCGCCGAAUAUCUACGUACUUUAUUUAACUUACGGUUUAGUCUGGGGAUUUGGCGCGUGUCUCUGUUACCUUGCUACUUUGUUUGUACUUCCCCAAUAUUUUCACGCGCGAAUCGGCUUAGCUAAUGGGAUUGUAUUUUUUGGCGCACCAGUUGGUACUUUAGCUCUAACUCCAUUCGUUGCUCAUCUGCUGCAAAGUGUUGGGUUGGCCAGAACGUUUCAAAUAUUAGCUGGGAUUCAGCUUGUAAUUGUGUGUAGUGGGUUUAUGAUCAGACUUGUUCCCCCACCUUCUAAAUCAGACCAACUGCACAGCGAAAGUGAAAGAAAAAGUGGGUUUGACUGGACAAUAUUCAAGAACAAAGGUUACAUGACUUUUGUAGUAGCGUUAUGCCUCUUUAUGCCCGCCUACUUAGUGCAUGUACAUUUGGUGAGUCAUCUCCGUGAUAUCGAUGCUUUCUUCAGGUUGUUGAAACUCUUUGCAUAAUAGAUUCCUUGUUGCUAUACUUUUGUUCAGUAAGAAAUCCCGGAUCUCGUAUCAAGGUUUUCAAAGGUCUAAAAAAAUUUUGGGGGGUAAAUAUCCUCUGCUUUAUGUACUAACAUAAAUAAAGCGAAAAUGGGUAUGCAUAGUAUUAGGACGUAAAGACAGCAGAGUGGCCUUUUAGUUUGCAAGACAUGUAUGUCAUCUUCGCGAUUUUAACGGUUGUACAUUUGAAUUUAUAUGAGAUUGACAUUAAUUUGUCGAGUAACAAAUUUGGAAUUUGAAUCGGCCUAGUUAGCUGAGAGGCCGCUCGGGAAAAAGUCUUUCCUCAGCGGGAAAGGGUAGGGGACCUUCUCUUUCAGCGUGCGCUCGCUUUGUUGAUUCUGGAACCCUUUUUAAAGUGAAAAAUGGGUAAAAUUUGGUAAAUAGACAACAUCUCGGCCACUGCAAGUUCAUUUCAUAAAUACAUAGUAUUGGAGUGAUUUUAAAAUAAAACUUGCUGCUCUUCUUUUCCUAUCUACAGGUUAGACUUGCCAAAGACUCUGGUGUCGACUCAAUCAAAGCAGCCCUUCUUGUCAGCUUUGCAGCUUUUGGAUCAGUGACUAUGCGGCCAUUUUUCGGGAAGCUAAUGGACAUGCGCUAUGUAAACCGUCUGACUGCGAUGCAAAUAACGCUACUACUUUUAAGUGUUUCUUCAACACUCGUUCCCAUAGCAACUAACUACGAAUGGUUAGCAACUUACGCCUUCUUCUCUGGAUUUCUGGAGGGAUGUUUUGUAAUUUCAUUGCCUUUAACUGUGCAGGAUUUGGUAGAAGAAAACCAGCAAGCCUUAGCUCUUGGAUCGCUGUUUUGCUUUCGUUCUCUUCCCAAGACCGCUGGUCCCUCGAUAGCGGGCUGGAUUUAUGACGUAACUCACAGCUACGACAUAGCGUUCUUUAGUGCAGGCGCCAUCACUCUACUUUCCACAUGUUUGAUGUUCUUGGUUCCAUUGUUCCAAGAUAGGUCACUUUCCAAACGAAAGGAAAUUCCUCGGCUGUUAAGAAACCCUGAGCUUUAUCAAAAGGAAAUAAUUGCAGCAAAGGAAACUUGUUUGUAG
This is a messenger RNA of Pocillopora meandrina, 1717 nucleotides long. NCBI's taxonomy places the organism in Eukaryota, Metazoa, Cnidaria, Anthozoa, Scleractinia, Pocilloporidae. The record is from the annotation of a GenBank genome assembly.